AUGGUACACGAUCAUUCGGGAUCGAUGAACCGAUUAGUGGAUUUGAACUAUAACAGUUUGGAGGCGUUGAAGACUGCCUGUGAGCUGGUGCCGAAGCAGAAACUGAUUAUCGAAAGACUUCCGUCUGUCAGGUUUGUUGUCAUACCAAAAAAAUUUCUUUUUGUGCACAAAACUUUGUCCUACGGAGCUUUCUCCCACGUGGAACGUUUAUUCGAUGAAGCAUCGCUGAAACAACGCGAAGGUGAUGAGGAACAAAGCUAUCAGCUACUCUCUCGAAUGGGUGUUAUCUCACAAUUGUUGAUCAGCAAAAAUGAUUUCAAACAGUUCAAGUCGACUCCGGAUGGUCGUCGCUUCUAUGACUUGUUCAAAACUUGUAUUUCUCGUAUGAGGGAACUUGAAGAGAGUCUUGAGAAGCGAUAUGAGCUGAAAGAAGUGGAAGAGUUAUAUCGCAAAAAAGAGAUGCAUCAAAAUGAGACAACGGCAGCUAUUAGCAAAAUGGUGUCGGCAACAAACGGUACUACUAAUCAACAACCGAAGCUUUCUGAGAUUCAGCCUGAAUCUGACAUUGGAUUCACAAUAACGCCACGUCAGUUAGUACGUUUCGCCGAAAGCAAUCAUCAAGUUUUGAUAAUUGACUAUCGUUCGGUUCAAGACUCGUUCAUCAAAUACGAAAAUGUCGAUCGAGUACUUUUAGCGCAUGUACCGUCCGAUGCAGUUGUGCCUGGGUUACUUAUUUGUUUAUUCCUUUUUAGUUAUAACACAACGCUAAGAUUGCGUCGUGCUCCGGUAUUUCUGGAUGGUGGUUUCGAUAAUUGGAAAUUGCAUUAUCCAAUGUUUACGUCGGAUCGAAGGAGUGCGAAACGCAUCUUUUGCAAUAUCAACGAUCAAAGUGAAUUCGCGAAAGCUGUUGCCGAGUUUAAAAAAGGUUGGUACGAGUUUGUGUGUGAUGGUUGUUGGGAAUGGCUCGAUAAAGCCUUCACAUUGGCUUCCGAAAAGAGCAUUUUAAUGAUGGUCUCUUAUGGAAGCAAUGUGCAUCUUAACAUCCAAUCUUUACAAUAUCCUGAUCUACUUCAUCGAGAGAAACCGCCUACUGCUCCAACAGCAGCAGCAGCAGUGCCCUCAACACCGGCGGUGCCCACUCGACCGGAACCACCAGAUUCUAGUUCUGCAGCACAUCAGCAGAUGAUUUAUCCAAGUAUGAAUGCAGAAGCCCGACCUUCUGAGCCUGCUUUUCGACCUUCUGCUGCUGCUCCUUCAGCACCGAGCAAGAACGCCAGUGGAAUAGCAACAGCCCCUAGUGUUUUGCUCAUCCGCCAUCCGCUCACCACUUACGUCCAGUUAUUCCCGACCGAAGCGCUAAACCGCAUAUCGCGUCAAGAUGUCAGGUGUAAGGUUUGCGAUAAGGAUGUUUAUUUCAGCGAUGAUGUGCAUAGAUUGUUGUUUUUGUAUGAUUCGAUGACGAAGUCGAUCCAGUCAGGAGCGCAUUCGAAACGUGUCAAUGCUGGCUAUACUGGUCUCUAUAAUCUCGGUAAUACUUGUUUUAUGAACGCAACACUACAAGCACUCUUCAAUACACGCUAUUUGAAGAAUAUCUUCACGCGGGACAAAUUCGCUGGAUUUGUCAAUCGGUUCGUUAUUCUCUUUUGUUUCUUCUUUGAUUCUUUUAUUUGUUUUAUUCUUAUUUUUCGUGAUGGUAUUUGUGAAUUGUUUCUCUCAAUGUUGGAGCACAGUCGGUCGUUUCAAGAGUUGAGUUGCUUCAGAGGCAACAAAAUGGGAACAUCCGGCGUGAUAUCAGCGGCAUUCUCGGCACUAAUGGAUGCCGUAUGGAGUGGAGCGUACUCUGCAAUACGACCACAACAAUUUCUUGUUGGUUUUGUUUGGGAAUUGAAAAUUGUUUCCAUUUUGGUGGCGGUGCAGCGUCCAGUCUCAUUCGAGCAAAACUACACUGGUGAAAAUUUGUUCGAGGAAGCGGCAGAUUAUGAGAGGCGCUCAAAAAAAUUCAGUAGCUCACCGGUUAACGACAUAUUUGGUUGUCAAACAGUUUCGGAGCUUCAGUGCAAUACGUGUGGUUCACAGAGCGUCACGUUCGAAGAGAUGACUCAACUUUCGAUUGAAAUCCCAUCGGGUAGAGGUACACCCACACUAAUGGAAUGUAUUAAUGCGCAUUUCGAACCUGUUGUAUGUUUUUCAAUUACUGGUCACUUCAUUUUUAUUGUUCUGUCAUUGAUAUUGGAUAGGUCAUGUAAAUGGAAUUGUCCAACAUGCAAAACGUUGCAAGUCUCAACUCGUAGAACUAGAAUUUGGAGGCUCCCAAAAAUUUUGGUAAGUGUGGUACAUCUGAAAAGGUUUUCGUUUGGAGCAAAUGGUUGGGAGAAGAACGAUUCGUUGGUUCAUUUCAAUUGUUUACCGCUUGAUGUGGGCGAUGUGGUUCAUAAGGAUAUCAGAAAGAAAUAUCCGUCCCGGAGCAAUUGCUUCAGUUUGUACGCCGUUACGAGACAUUCGGGUCGUCUGAACAGUGGUCAUUAUACAUCGGUGGUGCACAACGAACAGACAAAAGAAUGGCUGUAUUUCGAUGAUGAAUGUGUGACGUCGAUUAAUCCCGAUUCGAUAUGUAAUAAAAACGCAUUCAUUCUCUAUUUUAAGAGUCAUAAUUUAUAA
Molecule: messenger RNA, 2658 nt
Organism: Anisakis simplex (herring worm)
Lineage: Eukaryota; Metazoa; Nematoda; Chromadorea; Rhabditida; Anisakidae
Source: the annotation of a GenBank genome assembly